GUUUAUCGUGUGACAACUUCCUGUUUCCAAUGUGAUAAGUAUUUCUUGCAAAAUCGCUCAAAUUAAUCACUAAGGAAAAAUCGUCUAAUUUUGCCAUUAAAUUAAUGGAAAGGGAUUAUUUAUUAACUUAAUUUUUUGGUAUGAAUUAAAGAGGUUAAAGACCUGUUGUAAUUCUCCCAAAUAUAAUAGACCAAAGCUGUCCAAAAAUAUUUAGUUUGACUGUGAUAGUAUAAAAGUGAAUAUGGCUUCAUCAGCUAAGAAAUACCAUCAUAUCCAAGAGAUUGUAGCCCACUCUUCCAAAGUUAACUGUGUUGCACUUGGCCAAAACUCUGGGAGAGUCAUGGCUACUGGUGGUGAAGAUAAAAAAGUUAAUUUAUGGACCACUGAUAAGCCUAAUUGUAUUAUGGUAAUUAUUAAAUUUAUUUGUUUUUGAGGGCGAUAACGAAGAGAAAAGUAAUUUUGUAACAUUUUAAUAAGUAAUUUUCAAUAUCUUUUGACAAGAAAUAAGAAUCCAUAGAGGAUGGAUUCAACCUAAGAAAGGCUAUAACGGCUCUUGACAGUUUUAAAUUUAUUUGAAUGUCUUUCAAUCUCUUUAUCGCUUUCUAUUCAUAAAGAAUGCAUUGUGCAUUGAAUGGAAUUGAACUAGAACAAACUAUACAGACUCUCUCGGGCCAUACAAGCGGCGUGGACUGCGUACAAUUCAACAAAACUGAAGAACUUGUCGCAGCCGGUUCUGCGUCUGGUUGUUUGAAAUUGUGGAAUUUGGAACAGUGCAAAAUUGUGAGAACUCUGAAUGGGCAUAAAUCUAGCAUAAAAAGUAUCGAAUUCCACCCAUGUGAGCGUUUUGUUCUGAGUGGAAGUACCGAUAGUAAUAUAAAAUUAUGGGAUGUCGAAAGAAAGGGUUGUAUAUUCACUUAUAGAGGCCACACCAACGGGAUUAAUUGCGUUCGGUUUAGUCCUGAUGGAAAAUGGUUUUGUUCUGGAUCUGACGAUUCGUCAGCAAAAAUAUACGAUAUUUCCUCUGGUAAACAAAUAGCACAGUUAGCCACUUCGGCUCCGGUGAAAGCAGUAGAAUUCCAUCCAAAUGAGUUUUUGUUAUGUUUAGUAUCUACGGAUAAAACACUAACAUUCUGGGACAUAGAUGUCUUUAAAUCAAUUGGUAGCAGUCAACCAUCUGAUACUACAACUGAUUAUCGUUGUUUAAAAUUUCAUCCGGCCGAAAAGUGUGUAUAUGCUGCAACUAAUGAUUAUUUAAAAGUUCAUAGUUGGGAGCCGACAGAAUAUUUAGACUCCUUGAAAACAGGUUGGGGUGCCAUUAGCGAUAUGGCUUUUUGUCAGGAUCGUAUUGUUGGUGUAUCGAUGCUGGGAUCAAACGUAUCUACUUAUAUUGUUGAUCAGAAUACUUUGCGACCAUUUGGAGCUUCUGGAAGGGAUACUGAUCGUACAGAAAAGGGAAGUUCAGACAAGCGUAGGUCAUUUGCAAAAGAUGAAGCAUUUCAAAGAAGUAACACACCAAAGGAGGAUAAAUUUGAAAAAGAAGAUUUUAGAACGGAAUCACAAGAUUCAGACAAAGCUGACAUUAAAAAUCUUAACGAAUAUAGGGCAAUGUUCCAACCUAAAAAGGAGGAAAGAAGACCACUGACUCAAGGGGGCGUGAAUCCAGAUGAUUUUCUACCGAAAAAGGUACAGUCUACUGAACUGGCUAGAUCUGAGAUACCAAUAACAUUAAAUAAGGGGCACAAUUCAAUGAUUGGUGUCCUACAAGCAAGAGCUAAAAACCUACAGAUUGUACGAGCAUUAUGGACGACGGGAAAUAUCCGAACUUCUAUCGAAACGGCUGUAGGAAUGAAGGAUCAAUCCAUACUCGUUGAUAUAUUGGACGUUAUUAUAAAGAAAAACUCCUUGUGGACUCUGGAUUUAGCUGUUAUUCUCUUGCCCCAUUUAUUGCAGCUUCUCCAAAGCAAAUACGAAAAUUAUGCCAUUGUUGGUCUACACUCGGUAAAAACCAUCUUAAAGUGUUUUGGAUCAGUAGUAAAGGCUAACGUAUCCGCUCCACCUGGUGCUCCAGGCGUCGACAUAUCAAGAGAAGAGCGUCAUGCUAAGUGUAAAGAAUGCUAUGAUCUUUUGUGUAAAGUUCGUCACGUUAUCGAUUCCCCCCAACCACCUAAACACUUGAUUAAAUCUGCCUCCAAAUUAAAAGAAGUUAAAUUUCUAUUCCAACAACUCGACUGAACAAUUACGUUUACAAAGCUGUGAUCACAUGUUUCUCUAUUCCUUAUCUUUUUUCUUUUGCUCUUCUAUCAGCAACUAUUAUCUCUUUUAUUUUCUCUUUACAAUUCAAACAUAUCUUUUACUUAAAUAAAAAAAAUCCACAUAUUUUUGCAACUUCCGCUUUUUUCCUCUUUUGCA
Messenger RNA from Dimorphilus gyrociliatus, 2409 nucleotides. The record is from the annotation of a GenBank genome assembly. Lineage: Eukaryota; Metazoa; Annelida; Polychaeta; Dinophilidae.